AGAAGCAGCGACUAGCUCAAACCUGCACCUGCCCCACCUCUCUCGUCGUCGUCCUCGGCUAAUCCGCCGCGGCGCUUCCGACACUCCCAAGGCGGGCGGCGGCAGCAGCAAGCGAGGAGCAGCCACCAACUCAGACUAUCAAAGCCUCGCCGCCACGCUCCUCUCUCCCCUCACCUCCACCUCCACCUCCACCUGCUCCCCCUCCCCCGCGCCCCCGCAAUGGCCGGCCUCCUCUACCUCCACUCCACGUUGCUCACCUCGGCGUCCGCGCUCCGCCGCCGCGCGGGCGCGCCCGCAUCAUCCUCCCGUCGCCGCUGCCGGGUGGAGGCAAAGAUCCGGGAGAUCUUCAUGCCGGCGCUCAGCUCCACCAUGACGGAGGGCAAGAUCAUCUCCUGGACCGCCGCCGAGGGCGAUCGCCUCGCCAAGGGCGACCCCGUCGUCGUCGUCGAGUCCGACAAGGCCGACAUGGACGUCGAGACGUUCCACGACGGGUUCCUCGCCGCCGUCCUCGUGCCCGCCGGCGAGUCUGCGCCCGUCGGCUCCGCCAUCGCGCUCCUCGCCGAGUCCGAGGAGGAGAUCCCGCUCGCCCAGUCACAGUUCGCAUCCUUCUCCCCCUCCUCCUCACCGCCACCUCCGCAAGAAACCGCCGCCCAAGAAGCAUCCCCACCUCCCCCAGCGCCUGCAGCAGUCUCUGCUCCGGCGCCGCCCUCGCCAGCAACACAAGGCGGGGUGCGGGUGGUUGCGUCGCCCUACGCCAAGAAGCUCGCCAAGGACCUGGGCGUCGAUCUUUUCUCGGUUACGGGGUCAGGCCCGGGCGGGCGAAUUGUGGCCAAGGAUGCCGAGGCCGCGGCGGCUGCGCCGAAGAAGGCGGCGCCAGUGGCUGCUGCACGGCCGGAUGUUCCAUUGGGCUCGACGGUGCUAUUCACGACAAUGCAGGGCGCUGUGAGCAAGAACAUGGUGGAGAGCCUCGCCGUACCGACGUUCAGAGUGGGAUAUACGAUCACAACUGAUGCUCUCGAUGCACUCUACAAGAAAAUUAAGUCGAAGGGCGUGACAAUGACAGCGCUGCUGGCAAAGGCGACAGCAAUGGCACUGGUGCAGCAUCCUGUGGUGAACUCCAGCUGUAGGGAUGGGAAGAGCUUCACAUACAACAGUAGCAUCAGCAUUGCUGUGGCUGUGGCCGUGGAUGGUGGGUUGAUUACGCCGGUGCUUCAGGAUGCUGAUAAGGUUGACAUUUAUUCAUUGUCAAGGAAAUGGAAGGAGUUGGUUGAUAAGGCGCGAGCAAAGCAGCUGCAGCCCCACGAAUACAAUUCGGGUACAUUUACACUUUCAAAUCUGGGCAUGUUUGGAGUUGAUAGAUUUGAUGCAAUCUUGCCACCUGGAACUGGUGCAAUCAUGGCCCUUGGAGCAUUACAACCGACAGUUGUUGGUACAAAAGAUGGUAGAAUCGGAAUUAAGAACCAAAUGCAGGUCAAUGUUACCGCUGAUCAUCGGGUUAUUUAUGGAGCUGAUCUUGCUGCUUUUCUGCAAACACUCUCCAAGAUAAUUGAGGAUCCCAAGGAUCUUACGUUUUAGAUGUAUCCAGUGAUUGUUUUUCCCUGGGCAAUCACAGUUGGGCGCUUCUCACUUGUCUGUACUCUGUAGAUGUGUAGGAUGUAUUGUGGUCAUGUGAAUUAGUUGAUUUAAGCUGUCAGCAAUGUUGGUAUCAGGUAACUUGCCCUGUUGGUUACCUUCUCAUCAUUGGUUUGUUUUUCAAUAAAUUAUUUUACCAUUUUUCGUUCAAAUAGGUGUGAAGGAUGGAUACAUGUAUAUUUCUGCUAGAGUUUUCAUGGAUAGUUGAUUUUGUACCAUGAAUUCAUUACCUUAUCACCUUGGGAUACAAGGAAGGAAAUGAAAUGGACA
Phragmites australis (common reed) is the source of this 1902-nucleotide messenger RNA. RefSeq names its product dihydrolipoyllysine-residue acetyltransferase component 5 of pyruvate dehydrogenase complex, chloroplastic-like. Gene Ontology annotation, cellular component: chloroplast envelope; chloroplast thylakoid; pyruvate dehydrogenase complex. Gene Ontology annotation, molecular function: dihydrolipoyllysine-residue acetyltransferase activity. The record is from RefSeq and is a predicted model, not a curated record. Gene Ontology annotation, biological process: pyruvate decarboxylation to acetyl-CoA. NCBI's taxonomy places the organism in Eukaryota, Viridiplantae, Streptophyta, Magnoliopsida, Poales, Poaceae. The transcript has 6 exons. The coding region runs from base 220 to 1575 and encodes 451 amino acids.